This is a messenger RNA of Macrobrachium nipponense, 16286 nucleotides long. Its product is annotated as mucin-2-like. Gene Ontology annotation, biological process: regulation of transcription by RNA polymerase II. Gene Ontology annotation, molecular function: protein binding. The transcript is spliced from 7 exons. Bases 442 to 2847 code for a protein of 801 amino acids. The record is from RefSeq and is a predicted model, not a curated record. Gene Ontology annotation, cellular component: nucleus. Lineage: Eukaryota; Metazoa; Arthropoda; Malacostraca; Decapoda; Palaemonidae.
CUGUUAUUCAGUAUUAUUUUCUUAAUUAACUCACUCUAUACGAGCCAUAAAUUGGACAUUUUGAUUCACCACACUUUUACAAAAAAGAACACGAUAUCGGAUUAUAUUUAGUGGAGCGGUUUUCCGUUCGCAAAACAAAAGUGUUAAACGCGUAAAAGCUUUGUUGCCUGGCGCACUAUUUACACAUUUUUGUGACCUUGUUUUAACUCUAAUAAAGACUAUUAUCCCGCUGUGUUACGAAGAAUUAGUCAUGGUAAAUUGAAGAACUCGGCUGGCUGGUGUUUUUGCGUAAAUUUUAGAAGUGAAAAGCUGUAGUCUGUGAAGAACUUUGAAGAGGGCCAGUGCCAAGGUUAAAAAGCCUCCUCAGCGUUAAAAAACGUAAUAAUCACAGGUUGCAUUUGUACCUCGUCCCAAGUGAAUACUUCAUAGAGAAAAUGUGCCAUGGAGAAUGGGAAUGGCAGCAGAAAAUUUUUGAAAGAUACCAAAGGGAAAAUGGAUGGUGAUUUGUUAGCAUUGCAGUGGAUGGAUCAUAAAAAUAUCUUCAGUCAGGCCAUUAAAGGCCUGAGGAGAAAGAUGUCAAGCAGGUCAGUUAUUUCAUAUGAGUGCUUUGGACGGACAUGUUCACAUGGGGAUUGCCUUUGUACAGAUGCAACAUUAGCAUGUGAAGGACAUUUCUACCCAGUUCACAAGUUUGUACUAUCAACUUGUAGUGAAUACUUUAGUGAUAUAUUUGAUUGGACACCAUGUGUUAACCCAGUCAUAGUCAUAAACAAUAUCAUUAGUUCUGAGCUGGAAGUUCUUUUGGAUUUUAUGUACAAUGGUGAAGUGAAUGUUAAAGAAAAUGUCAUAUCAGGCAUAUUACAUGCUGCCAAUUGCCUGAAAGUUCGUGGAUUGGCUAUAGUUGAUGAGGAUGGUCAGAAAGCUCAUAUUACUGCAAAGUCUGAAGUUACAACUCCCCUUUCACCCACUGGUACUUCUCCUUUGCUUACAUCGAAAACUACUUCACCACCAACCCUCAAUGGACCUCCAAGGAAGAAGUCUCGAUAUGAUGUCAAGAGGAAAUCAGCUUCAUCAUCAAGUUCGCGGUCAUCAACUCCUACUUUCCGAGCCCCUCAACCGCCCCGUCAAACUCCUCGAAUUCAUACACCAUCUCGUCCUCCAACCCCUGCACGUACCUCUACUCCAGCUCGUCCUUCUACUGUAACUCGUCCUGCUACUCCUGCUCCUCCUCCUACUCCUGGUCGCCUUACACCCGGUGCUUUAAUCUCAAAUCUGACCCCAGUUUCCACAAUAUCAUCAACUGCGCCAUCCCCACCUUCAGUUCCAACUCCUCCUCCUUCUCUUGUGUCAAGAAUUCCAAGUCAUACAACUACAACUGUAGUUGCUACUACAUCAACACCUCUUUAUACCAAUGGACAAAUUCUUACUCCAGUUUUGAAUUCAAGUCUGCCAACUACUGUUUGCCAUCCAGUCCACCCCCCGCCUGAAUCUCAAAUUCAUCCAGCCCAGCUUCAUACUGUAUCCAUUGGGUUACAGAAUCAGAUUGCCUACCCACAAAUCAUUGUAACUCAGCCACAGAACCAAGUCAUUCAGCAACAAGGAUAUGCUUCUCAGACAUUAAAUUCAUUCAUAGUACCCACCUCAACUCACCCCCAAAUCGUUCAUUCUCAGACUUGUGGAGAUGGACAAAAUGUAAUCAUUGAUCAGCAGCCACCACAACCUGUUCCAACACAGUCUCUUCCAGUACACACUUCUCAUUCACAAGUAACAACAACCCAAGUUAACUGCGCACAGUAUGACCUCAGUCCUAAUGAAGCAAGUGAUAUUCCAGUUGAACAUCAUCCCCAAGAUAAAGAGGUUCUUCUUUCAAUCCAGCCCCAAGAAUCAAAAUCUCAGGAGCCACCGCAGCCAAGCCCUCAAGCAGUAGAAUCCUAUGAGCAUCAAAAAGAAGACCUCAAAAUGGAACUUGAUGAACCUUCAGAGCCUCCAGUUGUUGUCAAUGUAUCAAUUCCUGUGCACACUAGCCCGCCAGAAAUAAGUAUUCCUCAGAUGAAUCCCAUUGAUACCCUUAUUGAAGCUGUGAAGAUGGAAGAGCAAGAAAUUGUCAUAAGAACUGAUAAAGGCACUGUUGGUAUUCCUGAAUUUCUUGACAGUCUUGAGAUUACAGGAGAAGCUUCACAGAAUUCUGAACCAAAUGAAAAUCUUUAUGAGUUUUCUGAAGUUUACCCGCAGACAUCAACAUCUUCAGCACCUAGUGCCUCUAAGACUAAUUUGGUUAGUCACAGAAUAGAGCAGUCACCAUCAUAUUCACAGAGCAGCACCAGUUCAAAAAAAGUGGAGACAACAGAAUUUGUUUGCACUUCAUGUGAGAAGAAUUUCAAAACUAAGGAAGGCCUGAGACGCCACACUAAGAUCCAUCAUAAGGAGCCAUUUUCAUGUCCAAAGUGCAGCUUCACCACAGUGAUUUUCAGGGAUUACACGCAGCACAAAGAAACACACGCUGAAACAAAAGCGUGCCAACAUUGUGAUUAUACCACCAAAAGUGCAAAGGAAUUUACUGUGCAUAAGAGAAUCCAUGUUGAACCUAUGUCUUGCCCACUGUGCGAUUUCUCUUCCAAAAAUAUGAAGGACUGGGCCCAGCACAAGAAAACACAUCCAGAACCACAUCAUUGCCCCAGUUGUGAUUACCAGACAUCAAGGUUAGAUGCAAUAAAAAAACAUUUGCAGAGACACAAAGAAGACAGUCAACAUAGUUGCCCACAUUGUACCUUUAGCUGUGUAAACAAAGCUCUCCUGAGUAAGCAUGUUAAAUCUGCUCAUGGUAAGUCCUUAUUGAAAGAUGGGUAGGUUUACUUUACAGGCAUCUUAACACAUUUGAAAUGUAUUUGAUUUUGUCCAGGUCUCAGAAAUAUUAGCAUCUUGAUCAGUUUUGCUUUCACUAAGGAAGGGUAGAGACCUGCUGUGCAUUUAAGUGAUCUUUGUAUCAUUUAGGGUAACUAUUUGUACCAUAUUUAUGCAGUCAAUUAUAACUUAACUUGAAGAGUUGGUUUGUUUUGGAAGAAUUAGUAGUCUCUAUUAAAUGAUUUAGGAUUUUGUGUAAUGUAAUAACCAUCCUCAGAGUUCUCAGUGAAAGCCCACUUUGAAAACUUUAAGAAUACUAAUUCUGAUCUUUAUUGGUAUUUUUUUAAUGAAUUAUUGUCAUUUACAAAUUAUGAAGAUUUCUCUUGGUACUUAAUACUUAAUUUUCUCACAGUUUGAAACCUUUUUUUUUUUUUUUAUUCUGCAAAAGGACAUUAAUCAUAGUUGCAAUUGUCAUGAACCUGUUUAAUUGGAAAGCUGGAAAUAAUUGUAUCUGUUGUUAUUUAUUACAUAAUCUUUUUAUUGCCAGUCAUACUACCUUUUUUGUAUUUAUUCAAGACCACCCUGAAAAGGAUCAAAAUCCUUAAAACAAUAUGGAUUUUAUUCCUUAAGCCAUUGCUCUUCACAAAUUUAACAUGGAAUUGUUCUAUUUGCUUUUACCUUUACAUCUUCAGUACACUAGCUAUACUAUACUGGCAGUCCCUCCCCAGUUAUCGGCGAUCCGGUUUUAUGGCGCUUGGCAAUUUAUGGCGCCACAACAGGCCGAGUUCCGGUUAUUGGCACCGCAAGGCACCAGUAAAAGAGUUAUGGUGCCAUAACAUACCUAGCAGAGGCGCCAUAAGUGCCAUUAUGGUACCAUAAAUUGCCGAGUUUCAGUUAAUGGCGGUUUUCGUUUUUCGGCACGCCCCCAGGAACAGAACCCCGCCGAUAACCGGGGACUGCCUGUGAUGCCCAUUAGGUAUAGUGGAAUAAGUGUAGUAUAUCUGUUGAAGGUUCGCUUUGCAUCAGAUGUUAUUACACGUAUAGUAAAUGGGAUGGUGAAACUUAGUUUUACUUGUAAAUUUUCAUAACUUUAUGCAAUCUAUUUUGAAUCUGCAAUUUAUACUUUGUUGAACUCACUAUCUGGAUGCAGUUAUUUAGGAUUGGUUGUCAUUGGCUAUAAGAGUAAGUAUAUGUGUACAGUAUUAGAUUUUUAAGACUUGUAAUAGCAACAGCCUGAUCUCAUUGAACCCAACUAGUAAAUGCUUUUCAUGGCAGUAAUUUUUCUUGUCAUUUUAACUUUUAGGCAUACUUAAGAUGAUUAAUCUUUUAGAAUCAUUUAUUUUGUAAUAACUCUUGAACAUUCAAUAAUUUAUCAAGUGCUUCUUAAAUAUUUAUACCACACACUUUGAUUUUCAUGUUUGAACUUGAGGUAAAAUUUAACCCUUUUUUGAUACUCUUUAGUGAACAACCAAACAAGAAUCAGAUAAUUUUAGACUUUUUUUUUUCUCCCCUCAAAAGUUGCUGGUGAAUAGCAAACCAUGAAUAAAAUUGUAUGACUAGAUAGACUAAUGUUUUGUUAUUGCUAUAAUGUUUUUACCUAAGUUUAAUUAAUUGUAGUGUAAUGGAACAAGUACCACCCACUCUGCAGAAAAGGGAUUAAAUUCUAUAAAUGCUUAAAAAAUCAUGAGUUGACAAUGGCAAACCUGUGGAUUGUGUUUACAAAUGAUAUUCAUUUCUGAUUUUAGUUUUAUAUACUUUAAGUAUAGUGCAUAGCUGGGAAAAAGGCAUUUCACAUUAUGAUGAUACUAAUGAAUGUAACCUUAAUAAUACCUUAUUGGUCAUCUGUAAAGAGUGUAUUGAUAUAUCAUGAUUAUCAGCUCUUCUUCUCCAUGUCUGUUUAAUGUAGAGUAUUUAAAAUAUUUGGCAACACACUCACUCUGCCAUUUCUUGACAACGAUCUUUUUAUUUUAAGAUAAGUGAGACAAUACAUAGUAGAUAUAUGUAAACAUUAAUUUUGUAUCAUUUAUAUCUUAUGUUUUAUUAUAUAUUUUUAAUAUUGUUCUUAAUCAUUAAUGAUUGUGUGUGAGAGAGAGAGAGAGAGAGAGAGAGAGAGAGAGAGAGAGAGAGAGAGAGAGAGAGAGAGAGAGAGAGAGAGAGAGAGAGAUAUUAGUUAUUGUCUUCAAGGUAUUUUUAAGCCAUUUUGUUUUGUUACUGGUUUAUUAUUCAAUUUUCAUUGUUUUAAUGUUUGAAAAUCAAUAAAACCAGAACUAUUUAGGUAUAUGUAAAAGUUCACUGUACAAAUACCUGGUUUGUCAGUUAGUAAUGGAUUAUACCAAGUCCAAAAUUUCAAAUUACCAUGAUAUUGGUUGUUACCAAGUGUGGGAGCCCCAUUUAAAGCAUCAUUUUGCUGGUGAUCAAGUAUGUUUUUCAUGUUAUAGUUUAUAUGUCUCAGAUUUAUUUAUAUCAGCAUUUUCCUGUUCUGUUCAAGUCUUAACACAUUUGAUCUCGGUAUUGGCAACCUGUUUUAUUACUGCUUCCCACAUUUUUUCAAGACGUCAUGUAGACAGCCCAACAACAUUUAAUAAACUGAAUGCUGGUGAUAUGGCAAUAACUUUUGUAAAAAUGUAGCUAGGGUACCAUUAUGUUUUUGUACAGUAUGUUUAAUAUACUUACCUAUGUCAUUGCUGUUUUGUCAUAGUUUAUUUUCUUUGUAUAUUAUGCUUAUAGUUGUUUUGUAUGUUUUGAAGGGAAUGCAUUCAUGUAUACUGUACAAGAGUCUUACCUUUGCAAUUGGGAUGCAUAUUAUCAAGACCAGUCAUAUGGGGAAAAUAUUGACACAUUGAUAACUUUCGUGGAGAAAAAUUUCCCUUGGGUCAACUAUGAUUGAAUGUUUUCAAAAUUACUCGUAAUAUGAAAGAAUAUAAAUGCAAAAAAUACUUAUUAGGAAUCCUGUAAAAAUAUAAAAAAAUAUUUGGGAUAGCAAGCAACUUAGUUUUGGGAACAGAAAUUUAAUUGAAUAUACUAAUUUUUUCUAAUAUGAAGCAAGCCAUAAAUGUAGAUAAGAAAGGUAAUUACGAAUAUAAAAAAGAACUAUUCAGUAUUCCCCAUAAUCCCUUGAGUCCAGUCAUAGCAAGGUCAUCAACAAUCCAACCCCCUUCUUACUUGCAUGUAUCCCCAUAAGAUAUGUUGCCAUCAUCCAAUGAAAGGGCAAAGGAAGGCUGUCAUGAUCUGGAUAAUGAUGAACCUGGAAGUGGUGGAUGAUGAUGCUUGACAUCAAAGAUGAAGAGUGGGUUAACCAAAAGAGUUGGAAUUGGAUGGAAUCGGAUAUCCAGUAGGAGGCUGAAAUCAUUGUUUGUCAUGCACAUCAAUGGCUCUCCUUCAUUUCAUCAUAUACUUUAAAGGCCUUCUGAUCAUUGAUAUUGGGUGUAGUGCCAGCCAGUACUGGAGAUGUUAGAAUCAGGUUCCUUCAUAAGCUAAUGGCAUCCUCAAACAGUGCAAGGAUACUAGGAAGAUACUUCAUAUCAAAUUCUUGAAGAUCUUAUACCUUUUCUCUCUUUUGCUUCCUGCCUGAUCCUGCUUAUGCUCUGUCAACUUCUCAUUGUCCGCCAACUCUUUAAUUAUUAAACAGCUCAACAACAUCCACUUUGUUUACCAUGUCUUUUAAUGUUUUAACAGCCUCAUGAUAUUCUUACAUAAAACAGAGCUUAUCACUGAAGGCUGUACUUCAUCCCAAUUAUCAACAAUGAAGUUGAUCACAUCCAUAAUGUUAAAGCUCCUUCAAUAGUCCUUGGCAGUCUUAUCAGAGUUUAGUUAAAAGUUCACUACAUAUUCAGUUAUCUGAGAUUGCUAAGAAAGAUGCUUAAUACUGUAGCAAGAGAUGGAAGUAAUACAGGGCAAGAAACCUCUCUCAGAUUUUUGGAUUCAGAUUGACACUAUGUCUGGGACCAUGCAGGUGUUUCAUGCAAAUUUUGAAUAUUGAAUGAUACUUAGUGUAACAUCAAGCCAUCCUCUUCACAGUUCUUAAAAACAUAGUGAAUGUCAACAGAAGAUUAUGAAAUAUUCAAAUGGUUUCCUACACGUAGAGAUUGUUAUGAUGCUGUGUUGCUUUGUAGACAAAAUGGCUCUAAUUGUUAGUUUUCUCUUUUGGAGAGCAGUAAUUGAGAUUGCUAGUGCCUAUUAGUAUGGUUCACCAUGCAACUUUCACUUUCUCCUUUAGUGCCGGCACCUCCAUGACUAUGUUAAGCUACUCUUUGCAUCCUUACUGUGUUCAGCAGCCACAAUGUCACACUGCCAUGCACAGGAGAUCAUUCAUACCUUUUACUUUAGUCUUUGGAAUGGUCUUCCUGGCUGUGCUGUUGAGUCUGAAAUUCAUCAGUUCACGACACUUUUCAUUUACUUAUUGUACCUUAUUUUUUUAGUUCUGUUUUUGUUAUGUUUAUAGAUGUAUUUAUGUAUUUGUUUGUCAUUUUAUAUAGUUAUAUGAUAAUCUGCAGCUUUUCUUUUUUUUAUCAUAGGGUCAUUCUAUCCUAUGAAAUAAUGCAUUUAGGCUUGCUCUUCAUUAACAUUUGCUCUUUAUUAAUGAUACUCAGAAUGUUGGCUCAGACUGCAUAAAUAGGGUAGUACUAUCAUUUUUGAAGAGUUUACUCUAUUAAAAUUGCUGCAACAAUUUAAAUAAUGAGCUGCUACAACCAAGAUUCUCAGUAUGUGUGCACAGUAGAUUUACAGUUGGUUCAUGACUGACUCUAUAAGUAGAUUCUCUCAUUUACGUAUAUUCCACAAGUGCUCACUACACCAGAAAGGAAGUUUGAGAAAAUGAGUGUUUGAACUAUAGGACCUCAUGAAAAUAAGUUGUAACAACCAACCUUACCACACUUUUUGUCCUCAGUUGUUACUGUGCACUGUGAUGUAUGCUCAUUGAUUUACUGUGCAAAAUUUUUCACAAUUUACAUUAUCUUUUAUUUUAUAAUUCCUACCCGAAUCAGUUGAAUGUCAUUUGUGAACAUUGGCAUGUUUUUAUAACAUAGAAUAUGUUUGGGAACACUGGGAAAAUAGGUACAGGUUCUAGGAGUACAAGCUAUUUAUAUUGAUCUAAUUUGCAAUUCUUUCAAAUCCAUCUGUGUCAAUGAUUGACACAAAGUUUUACUGAUUGUCUGCGUUAGACAAAUAAAAAGUUGAACUUUUAUUGGCAUUCUUUAGUAAAUAGUACUUAAGAGUACUGGGUACGUACUGAUGUUAUGUGUUGUGGAAAAGUAUUGAAGUUAAUUAGUUGACCUAGAUCAACUCUUGAAGGAGUUUGCAAAUGGAUUUGAACUGGGAGUAUUAAUUAGCCAUCUUAGUUUUGUCUGUUAGUUCUUAUUUAAAGAAGAGAAGAGUAGAAUAGUGAGUUGUUUUCAUCAUAGUACAUAUAAUUUUCCUUUUUAGUUUGCCAUGAAGAGUUCAUGGUUUAUAGAUAAAAUGAAAUUUUUUUUUCUGUCAGUGAAAGAUCUAUUCUGUCUUUCCAUUCAGCUAAAUGUGUACGUAUAGUGUCUGUCAGCAAAUUUCCAGCACUAAAGCCUCUUGUUCCUUAAAGAAAUUGUAAAGUCAUAGAUGCUGAACAACUGUGGUAGGUUUCCAGUUCUAGCCCAUAAGGUCUAAACUUCAUAAUCAAUCAAUGCGUGUUUGGCUUGUUGCGGGGCAACAGUUUGGAUUUAAUUACACUGGAGCAGCACAUCUUUACACUCUGUUACUUACUCGCAUGGAUAUCAUACUUACAAGGUCUAUAAUGCUGUGGUCAAGAGACAAAGAAUGUCUGAAGCUGCUGAUUUGUAUGAUUAGUAAAAGAAGAGUUGUCCAUUAAAACUUAGUUCAUCAUAGGUUACUUUUGUUACAUCUAGAAUUGACCUGCAGUUUUUUAAUGUUAUUUUUAUAUGGAUUGAGUAUAUAAUCUAAAAUUGCUCAAUCCUGAGUCAUAAAUCUGACUGCAGCCAGCCAUGUUAUAUGCGAUGACCAGACUCACUGUAGUUUGUUUAUUUUUUCUCUCUCUCAUUCUGUUUUAACCAGUGCCAAAUUGUGUGUCCAUUGACCUAGCUGCUUUAGAGAAGAUUAGCUGAGCCGAAAGUCCUUAAGUAACCACAGUCUCUUGGCUAGCUUAUGCAUCCCUGCCAUCCACUGGCUUUUCACUAACCUAUGGUAGCUUUAAUGCACUGCUCUGUGUAAAAAAGUCCUGUAAGCUUCAUAAACUUAUGGCUGCUUAAAUUUAAGUCUGUCAGAGGACUGUGUUUUCAUUCUAUAGCCAUUUGACAAGACUUUUCUUUCUUUCUUUCUUUCUUUCUUUCUUUCUUUCUUUCUUUCUUUCUUUCUUUCUUUCUUUCCAGGAGAAGUAACAGAGAACUUCCGCUUCAUAGUGUAUUAGGAGACAACAACUAAAGAACCUUAAUUCCAUGGUAGCAUAUUUUUAUUUGAAGUCAUAAAAAUGUUUAAGUCAUUUAUGUUUUAAGCAAUAUAUGUUUUGUAGUUAAUACUCUUUUACAAAGAGCUUCUUUGCUGCUUACAUUUAAUUCUCUUUGGAAUUACUAUAUGUAAGUAGAAAGCAUCCAGGUCAGUGAACUUUGCAUCGUUUCUCAAAAUGGAAGCUAUUCAGUAACUAGAUAACCACUGUUAUUUAGAUAACGUGAAAUUCUGGACUUUGGUAAAAUUCAUCAGGAUACAAAAAGUACUUAUAAAGCAAUUUAGUAUUAUUUUUUAAAUCAUUGUUGUAGAGAUCUUUGAUGUUUGUAGUUAUCUGUAUUGCUGCUACACUACCAGAAUUAUAAACAAAGGCUUGUGUUUAAAGCAUAAACUUAUUUCUUACUCACAAUUAAAGGAAUGACUUAGCAUAAAAUCUUAAAGUUGGGAAUGUAAAAUGUUUCUUGGAAAUUUAUUUUACCAAUUUUUAAGCUGAAUUAUAUACAUAUCUAUAUCCCAAUACCAUUUUCAUUUUGAGAGUAUGAGCUAUUAUUACAGUAAUUUUUUUUAUUUAAGAAUUAAUUUCAUAUUAUAUUUUAAAGUUAGAUUUUUUCUUUAUAUGUCAUAUGAGUUCAUGUGUAAUACAGUAGCAAUUCAUAUUAGAAAAAAAUUUAGUACCACAUAAGUUUGGAACAAUAUGCACAGGCACAGAAUUAGUCAUUAUCAAAGAGAGUUUUGUUUCAGGUCUGAUGCUUGGUAAUUAUUGUUAGUACAGUAAUAUCAUUCAAUUUAGAUGGUUUGUGAAGAAUAGUCAUGUAGAGCCCGACAGUCAUUUUGGAGUAGUUCAGAAAACGGCUUCCUUGAUCAAAAAAGGAGGUAAAUUUUAUUUUGCAUAAAGUAUAUUUUGAGCAGUGUUUGUGGUCAUUUGAUUACUGAGAAUGUUUUACAUAAGUCAUUUAGGAGUUGUAUCAAAGUGUCACUCAGCUGAGAUGUAGUUCUGGAGAGUUUGACCAAACACAGUUUUCAUUGAUUCUAAUAUGAGGGAACCCUUCACUGGUCCUGGAACCUCAAAGCAUCAGAGGUCACGCAGAAAGCUAGAAAGAUGGCAGUCUUCUCAAAAAUAUUCAUAGUCUUUUAUUAGUGGGUGAAUGAUGACCAUUGUUAUGAAUGUACUCCUACAAUACAUAUGACUGAUUAAAUACAUACGACUGAUUUAUCACCAAAUGAGAAUUGCAGCACAGAAACUCAAGCUGAAAAUAUACUUUUGAUAUGGGCUUUUUGUUUUAACACAUGCUUGAAAGUCUUCAAUUGAUAAAGUGGUGUAAAGCAAUGCAAUGCUGUUUGGAACAUACCACCCACACUUUUCAGAGAUGUCCUUUUAUUUGUUAGAGACCAGAACUUAGUGGUGAUUGGAAGUGUUAGAAUCUAUCUAAGGAGACACCACAGAGGCAGUUUCCAUCAUAUUGUUUAGCUAGAGUGUGGAAAGGUAUGCCAGAAGAUCAAAGGGGAGUAACUGCAGGACUUGCGACUUGCAUACUCUCAGUCCCAAUUCGCUUGAUGAAGGAAAUAUUUAUGAUACAAUAUAUUUAUAGUGUUGGGCAACCACCUAUUAAUAAUAAUGGGCAACCGUGGUUAUGGAUUAAUUUGUGUAUGUUCUCUAGAGGGCCCUUUACUGCAUAUCAUCCAUUAAUUUGAACAGCAAGCAAUUUGCUCCUUGUGAUGCAGAAAUAACCAGUAUGUAUAAAGUCAAGGGGUAUAUCUAUCGUUCAUCUAGAAAAAUGAAAAAUAAAUUUACCCCCUGACCUUAUGCUUUGGAUGGAGGAGAAGAUGCACUUGUAAAGAUUUCAUUGUCAUCCACAGAUUUUAAUGGAUCUUUCCAUAUACUACAGUGCCCAUACCUAGAACUUUGUUGAGUUACUUGUGGGUUAGGCUCUCCCACUCUUAUUUAGGAAUUCAUCAGUUUGAUGACUGUGGGAGUAUGCUGGACACAUUCAAGGAGGGGAGGGAAACAUUCCUUUUUAGGAUCCUGAAUAAUCUUAUCCUUUUGUUUUUCAGUCAACAUUAUCACAAUCACUGCAUCCUCAUUAAUGGGAAAAGUUUUUUACCACAUCUUAUCUGAGAGAGUAGUUUGUCUUGACUGCUAGAUCAAAGAUAGUUUCGUAAAAUGUUGCAGGGUUGCAUAGUUGCUGUGCCAUUUCUAACUUGUGGUGUUGAAUUUUAUAACAAUUUUUAUGGUAAUGAGGUUUUAGUCAUUAAGUAAUAUUUUGGUCUUGAUGUAUAAAUUUGUCUGAACCUUUGUCAGUUGUUUAGUUUGCUAAAAUCAGAAUUUACCUACAAUUACUGAAUAAAGUUAAGAUUUUGAAGAUUAAUAGAAAGAUUUUAUUGAUAGGCUUUCAGUAUUUAUUAUUUUCAUAUUUUCCGUUUACAUAUUCAAAAUACUGCAUUUUUCUAAGUAUGGUUUUUAAUUGAAAUAUGAAAACCAGUACUAUUUCCAAAGUAUAUUGAAAUAGAAUCAAAACCACAAAAGUAGUUUUCUCAUACACUUAUAUGAAGAAAAAAUUCUUUUCUUCUUUAUAUAUAAAAGCCUUUUGACUUUAUUUAACAAGGGUUAUUUGUUCGGAAGUUAUGACAAUUCCUACUAGAAAAUAAGUAUUUUGGGGUCUUGCCACUUUGGAAAUAAUUUAUAUGUUUAUUUGAGCUGAAACAAAAAUUCAAAACUAUGUUUCCCAAGUAGAAAUGGGCAUAUAUACAUGUUUACAUUACAUUAUACAGUAUCAUAAGUUUAGGAGUCUUUUUUUAUACAGUGAAGCUCACUGAACAGCAAGGCCAGCUCUACUAUUUUAGCUGAAAAUUUAUUGGUACUCUUCAACUCUUCAAGUGAAACAGAUUUACUUAUUAGGUACACAUAACCGCGUACUCCACAUGCCCAUGCCUCAUUGUGUUACUUAUAUUUGUAAUAUUACAUCAUGUGAAGGUGUGAAAUUAUGAAAUUUGAGUAUACUUAUAAAGAAAUGAUGAUUCUGUGUCAUUAGUAUGUUCCAGCUCUCUCUCUCUCUCUCUCUCUCUCUCUCUCUCUCUCUCUCUCUCUCUCUCUCUCUCUCUCUCUCUCUCUCUCUCUCUCUCUCUCUCUCUCUCUCUCUUUUAUUUUGAAAUCCCAAUUGAUGUAGGUAGUAGGAAUUUUUUGUAUAAGUCAUUGUAAAUUGUGUUAAGAAAUGCUUGAAGGCGCUCAAUGUGUAUUGCUGAUAUCACUAAGGGACUUACAUAUAUCCUGUACAUAAAACAUUCAUUACAAGCGUAUUGCUUUGAAGUGUGUGUUAUAAUCUUAAGAUUAUAUAAAUUGGUCUUUUCAUCAUAAUCCUCAUGUUCCAAUGCAAAGCACAAAUCAGUUUAAUAUUAUUUUUGUCAUCAUUAUUGAUAAUGUUGUAAUUGCAUUCAAAAGAUCUCCCAUUGAUGUGUUGACCUAGCCCUUGGUCAGUGUUCAGCAACUGUUUGUCAAUGGUUUUGUGAAUGAACAUCAAACAAAAAGGUUCUGGAAUCAAAGAACACAAGUAUCCAGUAUUUGGAGCUUAAAAGUAUUAAUUGCAAAAAAUUUUCACUGUAUUUUACUUUUAUGAGUAAUUUAUAAUGUUCAGGUCAAGCAGUUUCUGCAUUGACAACAAAUAUUUCUAUUAUUCAGUCCCAAUUGUGUCAAGAAAAAAGAAAAAUUAUUUAUGACAAUAAUUUUUAAAUACAAAAAUUAAACAUUUUUAGUAAUAAACUUAGAGGAUCACCAAAGAUGUAUCAAGCAAUCAGUAAGUUGAGGUGUGGGUACAAAAAUAACUAGGAUAAAUCCCCUCACAUUUAAAGAAUAUAAGUACAAAUCCUCAUCUUAAAAUCAGUUAUAAUGUAAAUUGGUGAGUAUAUAUAUAUAUAUAUAUAAGAUUACUAAAAUUAAACUGGUUUUCUAAAAAAAAAAAAAAAAGGCUUCCUGAGUCACAGAAAUUUAAUGUUUACAAGGUAGAAUAUUUACAAUAUAGCACUUCUUUGUUAGGUAACUUCUUCAUGGGAGUUGUACAUUCAAGAACUAUAUUGACUUAGGCAUAUAACCGUUUUUUUUCAUUUAUUGUAAGACCACGUGCAUAUUAGGUAAAGUUUUGGAUUUGACCAAAGGGAUAGACUAGUUAAGCACAAAUGCAGUACAAAAGGCAUUCACAUGGAAGUUGUUGAAAUUUAUGGAGUAGUCGAUGCCCAAGAAAUCUCGCCACUUUAGAUUUAAAAGUUAUAUUUGCUUGGACUUUUAACCCUUAAUGGAUGGAUUGGUCCUCGGGAGUAGUAAUAACAGGUUUUGGGGUGGUGGACGUAUUGAUCCUGUAGAAAAAUAAUAUUACACGCCAUCAAUUUGAAAGAAUCAGGCGGGAAAGAGGUGCCAAUACUUUUAUAGCCCAUAAAUUCACUAAUCACUGGCUAAUACCAUGAGUGUGGGUGUCUCAGGACUUCAAUACAAUCUCCGUAGUGCUUGUGACUUAAAGGGAGAAGGUUCUGCGUCUCUCACAUGACGUCAUUUUGUAAAUUUGCUCGUAGAUAUACUAAGGGGUUGGUGUUGUUUUUGUUCUUGUCUUUUAUGAUAGUAUGUCGGUUGUAAAUGUAAUUUUACAAAGAAAAGUGGAAAUAAAUAUAUUAGAAAAAAUAUGAAAGUAAAAAAAGUUACUGAAUCUUCGGUCUCUGUAAAUUUACAUAAAUGCUUUUCAACAAAUAUGCUAAGAAUUUGUCACUGCUUUUAUUUCUUAUCUGUUUUGAUAUUGUGUGAGCAGUAAUUAUAAUUUUACAAAAUAAAAUAAAUUUAUAUAUUAGAAAAACAUAAGUUUGUAGAAUUUAUGAAUGUCUUGUAAAAGAGGCCCCAUAAGUGGUUGUAAAUAGCCAUUUUCAAUUUCUCGUGGAAGGUAAGGAAAAUUUUUUAGAAUUUUUUCUUUCACCAUGUACAUUUGCAUAUCUGCCUCUUUCCAUGGAUUUUUUUUUUUUUUUUUUUUUUUUUUUUUUUUUUUUUUUUUUGCUGCCCUCAAUGUUUACCAGGCCUGAGGAGCUGCAUAACGAUAUAUUCACUCAUCCAGUAAGGGUUAAAAUGUCCUUCUAGUAUGUGCAGUAGGGACUUUAGACCCAAAUCUUUGCAAAUAACUUGUGAUGUCGUAUGUUAUUUGUGAAUAAAAUUCUUGAGUAUCGAUUACUGCCAAGUAUACUGUACAAUAUGAAAAUAAAGACUUAUACUACUACUCUGAUAAAUGUACAUAGAAUAUAUUGAAUUUUAAGAAAAUAAUGAUCAAAGUUUACUGUGCAAGAAAAGUUAUUUUUGCAUAAUGUUUACUCAAAAAUAUUUGAUAUUGCCAAGUAGAUUUCUAAGUUUAUAUGUUCAGACUAGGUGCAUGCAUCAGUGCAUAGUUUGCAAGGUAUGUAAAAGAUUCUGAUCCUCCUCUCAAGUUCCCAGUACAGUACUGAUUUUCAUAAACAGUAAUAUAGAGUACUUAUAGUAGUGAUCAGAAGCCCCAAGGCUCUGGAAAGUGUCAUUUUCGCAUGUUGCAAUGGAUAAUAUUAGGCAUUCUGUUUCUUCAUUCAAGAAUGGAAUACAUAUUUUAUCUCUUAAUAAAUCUUAUUGAAAAAUGCUGUAUACUUUAUAGAUUUUUAAGCUCUUUGUUGCCAAAGCUUUUGUGUUGAGUAUUAUUAGUUUAUUAAAAGGGCUUAAGAAUUAUACAUUAUUUAAAUGAUAUACUUACAGUAAUGUAUUGAAAUAAGAUGUAAUAUUAAAAUCUAUAUUUUAGAAUUAAUGGCUGCUAAAUUGUUUGUUAUGUUAGAUAGCAGCCAAUAUUUGUUUGCUUCUUUAUAGUAUCAAAAGAUAAUGUGCAGUGAAGAGCAUCCAUUUGGUUGGAAAGUUAGAUUGUGAUAUACAUUACUUCAGAAAGAUAGAAUUUCUUUGCUGACAGCACUGAAUGACCUUAAAGAUUCCUGAUCAUUGGCCAAGAUUCCGUAUUCAUUCAGUCAUUUGUGAAUGUAUGGAAUAUCUGAUUAACUUUUUCUACAAAUAUUUCAUGUAUGAAAGUCUGAUGGCAGAGAAGAUGAGCUAAGCUAGCUGGAAUGAUUCUGAUCGGAAGGCUUGUAUAGAAAUGCAGUUCUCAGAAAUAGUUGUCAUCAUUUCAUGAUUGUCAUAUAUAGUCAGAUUUGGAGAUGGAACUUUAUUAAGAUUGCAUUUAGUUUUUUGUUUAAGUUUAAAAUGGUGUGUCUAAUAUUUUUCAUUAAUGCUGGUAGUAUAUGAGUUAUUUUGAAGAAGAAAUUGAAAUUCUAAGAGGACUUGAGAAUACGUACUGUCAACAGAAAUAAGGAAAUUGUAUUGAGUUAUCAAACUCAUCUGUAAAGAUUGUAAAUAAGAAAUAUUGCACUUGCAAUGUGCAUAUGUGUGUGACAAAUUGGAAUUCAGAUUACUGUUCAGAGGUAGAGAUUUUAUAGAUAGGGAUACAUAAUCAUAAGUGGAUAGUGGCAUUCAUAGUUUUACUGAUGUAAGGAGCGGCAUGUUGUAAGGGAUGGUAUGUUGCAGUUUUGGAAUUUCAGAUUGCAGCUAAGAGUUGUACUGUUCAAGCUGAAUUAUAGAGCAAACUUGGUUAACGUUUUGCAAUCGCUAUAACUUUAGACAAGUUUUGAUAAGUGAUUGAUUGAGCAGACUACAGUAUAUCAAAGAUAUAUACAUCUUUUUGAUUUAUUUUGAGUUUAGAUUACUUUGUUAUUAAGCCUUUUGUUGUGUUCACUACCCUGUAUAUUGUUUUGUUGGUAAGGAUAGUUUAAUAUUUUUAGAUUGAGUUGUAAUAAAGCACAAUACUGUACUAUCAUAUAGAUUUAUAAAGCAAUGUCUGUGUACUUGAUACAAGUAAUAUAGCCAGCCAGUAAGCCAGUAUUAGAAUGAUAUGAUAACUGGUCUUCAUUACAUUAGUAGAAUGAAUUUCUCUCAUUUUUGCUUCUUUCUGUAUGUCAUUGAUAUUAAAAGCUUGUUCUCUUUGUAACUA